This is a messenger RNA of Botrytis cinerea B05.10, 2960 nucleotides long. RefSeq lists its product as hypothetical. The record is from RefSeq and is a predicted model, not a curated record. The transcript has a single exon. Lineage: Eukaryota; Fungi; Ascomycota; Leotiomycetes; Helotiales; Sclerotiniaceae. Bases 218 to 2614 code for a protein of 798 amino acids.
GAAUCGAUUUUUUACAGUUCCAAAGUCCCGUACUAACGUACAAAUACAAUACAAACACAGCUACGGGUCAUAAGGAUUACCCGAGUCCACGCGCUCGCCCCUCCAAGCUCUAGAAAACGCGCUCUUCGCGUUAGCAUUCUACGAAAUUCAAAAUUCACCAAACCGCGAUCAAUACAACACAAUCGCAUUGCAACACGUCUCAUGAACAUGCGCGCAAAUGGCUCCUAGCAAACAACCUCGAUAUGACAGCUCGCCUUCGCCGCGCACGAGAGGAACUUUUCGUGCGAAUGAUAAUGAUAACGGGGCUGAUAUAUGGGGCAACAGGGCGAGGGGAGGGCCCGGAGAUACUUGGAUAAAGAAGAUAAUGGAAGACGAUGAAAACAAUGGGGAAGAUGCGAGUGUAGAUAUCGAGGGUGUUACGAGAGAUAUUGGGAAAAUGAGAGAGGAGGAAGCUAAUGGGACGGGUAGAGGAUGGGACACAGAACUUGAGUUUACGGCUCGGAGUGUGGAUGUUAAUCGUAGCCCACGACUGAAAACAAAUGGUAUACCGAGCAGAAUUGAGGAGAUUAUGGAGCAGGAGAGGAGUUUUGUUGAGGAUGAGGAGGAGGAAGAGGAACAUGGAGAGGCAAAUUAUGUGAAGGUUCAAGAGAGGCCGGCGAGGAGAGGAAAUUCCGUUGAUAAUCCUGCAAGUCGACAAAUUUCGCGGCCAGUAGAGGAUGAGAAUGCGCAAAAGGAGACAAUGCGCGUAAAAUCAGAAGAACGGAGAGAGCGUGUGCAAAGAGAAUUGGAAAAACGGCGUGCGGAACGGAGACCAAUUACUUCGUAUGAGAGUGAAGAUAAUAAAGUUCCCCAGGAAAGGCAGGAAGGAGCAUUGCGGAAUAGGUUGUCCCGGGAACGAAGAUCAAAAAGCGGCGACUUCUCGAAAAGCAAUUCAUUCCAUGUCGACAAUCAUGUACGCAGCAUGCGUAAUGAUAAAGAAAAUGUUAUGCCGCAGGAAGAUAAGCCAUUAUCCCGACUAGAAAGAAGGUUUCAAGGGUACGAUGGCUUGAAAGCAAUACAGAGGGCCCGUGGAAGCAGAUUAAGAACCGAUUACGACCAGAGAGUUCCAGAAAUAACUGAACCACCGGCGAAUUCUGAAUCCAGCCAUAGAAUUCUAGAAAAUGCUGAACCACGGACUAAGACCGAAUAUAACCAUAGAGCACUAGAAAAUAUUGAGCCGCGAUUUUUGGAUCGACUUAAAGCCAACGAUGAAACGGACAAGAUGCACGAAAAAACAACACUUGAGAAAGAAGGGGAAAGGAUACGUGGAAGGCCUAUUACAGUAUUUGCCGAAAAUGAGAGACGUCUAAAUGGAGCAGCGUCUAAACAAAAAGAUUCCCUUCAGAUCUUAAGGAAUCUUUCUAAAGCCAUUACGGGUACAAGUGGAAGCGGGAGAGAUAGUCCCGGUGGGUUAGAUAAUAACACUGAAGCUCCGGCAUUACAAGAAAGAUCUCCCUAUGAGCUUGAACAGGUCUCCGAGAAGCUUCCAAAUUCUGCGCCAACUCCACCUCCAGCAGCGCCUAUCAAUCCUCUCCUAUUGCCCACUCCAAAAGUUACAGGCGGGUGGAUCGAGACCCCUGCACCACCGCGAAUGCGCACCAAUGGUAGAACACCCAAAGAACAGCCUCAUAUCAAAGAGGAACCCUCCUCGCCCCGCAGCCACGGUGAGCCUUCCAAACCUUCCCAGUCACGUUCGCGAUCCCGUCCAACUCCAAUAAACAGUGCCCCUACCGUCUCCGCCGCUGCCGACCUCAAACGUAUAGAAAAGGAAGCUCGGAUUGAUGAUUCUACUACCAUCGAUCGAGACUUUUCCUUAUUUAUAAAGAAUCAACCUAAAUCUCCAGAUUCUGAAACUGUAGAAAUCAAUCUCGAUUUCGAUGAAAAUGGCCAACCACUUUCUCACGAAGAGAAAGAAAAAAGGUUGGAGGAACUUGCGUUCCUUCGUAUGAAUCGGAGUUUAAUACACACUACGAGUAGUAUACGAGAUGCUAGGCAUGGCAUUGAAAGAUUGGAACAACAAGUGUCAUCAGGUCCACAAUCGCACUCACCCAAAGAACUUGGAAUCGCAACCCCCAAAACAUCAUCUCGUCCUUUUUUCCUUGAUGCUCCUCUAAAUCCUGCCUUGAACCCAAAUGUUCACUACCUCAUGAUACCCCUUCCCCGCCUCCGUUACCCUGGAACUGGAAAACUUACCUGGUUUGGAUUACUAUUUACUAUCUUUAUAUCAUGGUUUGUAGCUGAAUGGGCAAUGUGUGAAACGUAUUGUCAUCCUAAAUACUCAAACAAAGAUGUUUGGCACCCUUCCGAUCCGUUUUGGCCCUGGGCUAUUCCAACAAAAAUGGAUCAGUGGACGGGGAAAGUAGUUAGUAGGGGGAUAGGAGAUGCGUGGGACUGGUGGGAGGGGUAUGAUGAGGAGAUCAGAAUUUGGAAGGAGAAGGUGAAGAGAGAAGAAGUGACGACACCUAAGGUUGUGGGACUCGGUGAUGAUGAAGUCGUGGAAGAUCAUGCGUCUAAAGAUGAUGGGAGGAAAGGGGGCAGCAGCUGGUGGAGCUGGGAUAAUGAUGAAGUUCUGUAGCAAUGCAUCAGUAUAGUAUAGCUUGCAAAGUGUUCUUGGAUAAGUUGAUAGACAUUUAGUGUUUAAAAAGAUGGACAAAUUCAUGAUGGCGUUCGAGGAAAGUUUUAUUCCAGGAUUGGACAUGCAAUGUUGCAUUGUUGGGAUGGAUACCUGAACUGGAAUUCUCCUGGUUGGAUAGAGUCAGAUGGCGUAUGGCGCAGUGUUUAAGCUCGGUCAAAUUAGCGAGCUGGAUGCCUUUUGGGACAACCGAAUGGAAUGGAGUGUAUAUAAAUUCCUUGCCAUAGUUUUCACGGGAGAUCUUAGAUUGAAGUGAAGGGUGAAAAGUGAAAUGCAUUAGAGGUGGGCA